Molecule: messenger RNA, 1936 nt
Organism: Prinia subflava (tawny-flanked prinia)
Lineage: Eukaryota; Metazoa; Chordata; Aves; Passeriformes; Cisticolidae
Product: claw keratin-like
Exons: 1
Coding region: 961-1296 (111 amino acids)
Cellular component (GO): intermediate filament
Molecular function (GO): structural constituent of cytoskeleton
Source: RefSeq, a predicted model, not a curated record
CAGAAUCACAGAAUCACAGAACGACUGGGUUGGAAGAGACCUUCACGAUCAUCGAGUCCAACCCAGCCCUGACACCUCAACUAAACCAUGGCACCGAGUGCCACAUCCAGUCUUUGUUUAAACACAUCCAGGGAUGGCGACUCCACCACCUCCCUGGGCAGAUCACUCCAGGACUUUAUUAUUCUCUCUGUGAAAAUCUUUUUUCUGAUAUCCAACUUAUAUUUCCCUUGACACCACUCGAGACUGUGUCCACUCGUUCUGUUGUAGCCUGGAUCCCAAAGGCCUCCACAACCUGAGCAGGGACAACUCACAGACGUGUCUGGGCACCCCAAAACCUUGGGAUGAACAACUUUUGCUGGCAUUGCGAGUCGGUGGCACUCGGGAGACACCCCGAGAGCGGCUGCUCCUUGUGCCCAAGCUGUUUGCCAGCCCGUAAAAGGCAGCUAAUGACAGGGGUGACGGCUGGGGCAGCGCUCACCAUGCCUGCGAUUGUUCUGGGUAAGCAAAGCGAGGGAUUAGGGCCAGAUCAGGCUUUAUUGGGGCUCUGAGUGCGGCUGCAGCACCGUGUCUGUCACGUAAUGAUGGCCACGGCCGGCCCUGUCAGCGCCUCUCUCGUGUCCACUCAUCCCCAGCCCGCUGUCCACAAUGGGGGGAUGACAGAAUUUUCCUGCGUCCCUUCGCUUCACGAGGCUUGGCAGCGCGGGGAGUUCCUCAUUACUGGGGGGUCUGUCCGCAGCCCCUGGACAAUGCCCCGGGCUCUCGGGGCUGUAUAAAAGAGCCGAGCUCCUCCACAGAGCUCCAUCCACACUCCUGCACUUGACUCCUCUCCUCACCAGGGUAAGCGCAGCUCUCUGAGGCCUCUCGGGGAUCCCUCCGUUCCUCUCUGCACACAACUCCCGGCUCACAGCUCUGCCUCUUCUUCCCCGCCGUGUUUUGCAGAAGCCUUGAACAGUCCGAACGAUGUCCUGCUGUGUCCCCAGCUGCGGCGUGGCCACCCCGGCCCCUCUGGCUGACACCUGCAACGAGCCCUGCGUGCGCCAGUGCCCCGACUCCACGGUGGUCAUCCAGCCUCCGGCCUCGGUGGUCACCUUCCCCGGGCCCAUCCUCAGCUCCUUCCCGCAGCAGAGCGCCGUGGGCUCGGCGGGAGCUCCCUACGUCGGGGGAGGCUUCGGGGGCUCCGCCGGGAGCCGUGGGGGCUCCGGGGGUUCUGGGGGCUCCGGGGGCUUUGGGGGCAUGGGGGGCUUCGGAGGUUUUGGGGGCAGCUGCGGCGGCUCCCGAAGCUGCGGGCCCUGCUAAGGCCCGGCCCGAGCGCGGCCCCGGCCCCGGCGGAGCUCCAGGAGCGGCCCCGGCGCAUCCCCGCCCGCUGCGGCCCGGGCCCCGCGGGGAGCCCUCGCCGGGGGCCCCGCGCUGCUGCCCCGCGCCCGCUGCCCUCGCACGCCAAUAAAAGCUGCCUCGCCUUGCAAUGUUCACCCGCCUCUCGUUCUCUCUUUGCUCCGCGCCCGCCGCCCCGGGCCCGGCGCCGCUCCCGCCGCGCCUCCGGGCGGCCCCGCUCGCUGCGGGCGCGGCACAAGCGCCGCCACUGCCGGGGCUCUUCCUGCCCGCGCUGGGCCAGCGCAGCUCCCCCCGAGCCGGGCCCUGCUCCGCUCCUCGGCCCGGCCUCUGCCCCUGUCCCUGCCCGCCUCUGCCCGCCCCGGGCUCCCGCUCUGCAGCCCCGGCACCGCCCCGGGCCCGCUGCCGCCUCCCUUCCCGCUCCGGGCAUUCCCCGGGCGCUGCCGCAGCCCCGGGGCCCGGAGGAUUGGGGGGAGCCGCUGCAGCCCCCCCGGACCCGGCCCCGCUGCCGCCUCUCGGCCCUCCCGGCCCCGCAGGGAGAGCGAGAGCAGCCCCAGCCCGCGGCCGCUGCUGCGCCUCCAUCCCCGCACACCUUCCUGCCCCCGGA